Messenger RNA from Macrosteles quadrilineatus (aster leafhopper), 1217 nucleotides. RefSeq names its product aquaporin AQPAe.a-like. Gene Ontology annotation, molecular function: water channel activity. Gene Ontology annotation, biological process: transmembrane transport. Bases 151 to 1032 code for a protein of 293 amino acids. The transcript has 7 exons. NCBI's taxonomy places the organism in Eukaryota, Metazoa, Arthropoda, Insecta, Hemiptera, Cicadellidae. Gene Ontology annotation, cellular component: plasma membrane. The record is from RefSeq and is a predicted model, not a curated record.
AGUUUAAUGAGUGUUGAUAGUGUGGUGUAGUGUUUUGUUUAUCUGUAGCUUUGACCUGAAAACUGAGAAAUAUUUCCAGAAGUGUUUAUUGAUUCUUCUGACCACGUGUGGUGUGGACCUGCGCAGAAGGAAUAUUGGUGUUGCUCCACUAUGCCUGGGCCUCCAUCGACUGCUUAUUCUUCUAACGGAGAUACGAAAAACCCAGAGAUGCCUAGUCACCGCCAGGUGUCAGAUCACCACCACAGAUGGCGUCACCUGUUCUGGAAGAUCCUGGAGGUGUUCCUAGCCGAGACUGUAGGCACGGGGAUGUUGUUGUUCUUCGGAUGUAUGGGACAAGUCAACUUCGUGCCUGAAGUUGAGCAGCAUCCACUUCAAGGGGCUGUAGUGUUUGCUGUCGUAGUUGCAACCAUAAUACAGAUUUUUGGACACAUCAGUAAUGCCCAUCUCAAUCCCGCUGUCACCAUCGCCUUCCUGAUGUUGGGGCAAGUGACAGCUCCAAUGGCUUUGGUCUACGUUCUCUCAGAAGUUGCAGGGGCUGUACUAGGCUAUGGACUACUCAUGCUGCUGACGCCUCCGGACGUACUGACCUCAGCAUCGCCCAAUUUAUGCUGCACCUUGCCCCACUCGGGUCUCACAGACGUCCAGGCGGUCGCCAUGGAGUUCUUCGCCACAUGUUUCCUAGUGAUGGUCGUGUGUGCCUGUGCUGACCCCAGGAACCAGGAUAAGUCAGACUCGGUGCCACUCAAGUUUGGAUGCACCAUCCUCGCGCUCUCUAUAGCUGUGGGUCCCUACACAGGCGCCAGUAUGAACCCAGCACGUUCCAUGGGUCCAGCAUUAUUUACUGGAAAUUGGACCAGUCAUUGGGUAUACUGGGUAGGGCCUUGCCUCAGCGGCUUCUUCACAGCCAUCUUCUACCAAGCCAUCUUCAACAGACCGCAAGACCCCAAUCUUCUCUAUGAAGUUGAACCUCUCAACAUGGUCAAAGUAAACGACCCUUCGUCCUCCAAAAGGGAGAGGGAAGAGAAGCGAUAAUGAGCCUAAAUACAACACAAAACUGUAGAAAUUAAGACUGAGAUUCCCGUCCAUCCGGCUCACACUUGUACAUCACGUAGCUGGCAUUUUGAACGGAACUAUUAUUGUUAUUUUUAUUUAGAGGAUUGAAAUAGGUUAAUUUGUUUUGUAGUUUUUGUACAAGUAAAUUGUUUUUGUUUAUUAAA